AUGUACUCUGUGGCUGACAUAGGAGAUGAAGAGAAUGAGAGUGCAGAUGAAAGGAAUGGGAUUGGAGCUGAAGUUGGUCAAGAUGAAGAACAGGACCCUGCCCAAUCAUAUGAGACAUUCUUUUCAGGUUGGACAGAGACUCAACCGCAUGCUGAUCAGUCUGGGGUUCCAAAAAACUUGGCUUCCAGUCAACAAUUUGGUGCGGAGAACACAAAUCAGAGGGGCGAGUCAUCUUUCAAGUCUUCUGGAGCUGUUGAUGAAGAUCCAAACAACCGUAACUCUACUAUUCAACCCUCUACUCGAAACCCAAUGGUCCAUUGGGUGGCUUCACAAAGGGAUUCUCGAUUUAAUUCACCUAUCUCAACUGCCAACUUUCCAACAAGAAACACUCGCCCAGAUUCCCAGACAACCAUGCAUUGGCUAGAAGAUGAGGUGUCCAAGCUACGCAAAGGUGUGAAUAUUCAGCUCAUCCAAUUACAAGAAGAGAAUUCCCAACUCCAACAACAGCUGUCAGAUGCCCAGAAAAAACUCCAACAAGCACAUAGAGAGCUUAACGACUGUGCAAAUGAAAAUUCAACCCUGCGCAACAGAGUCAAGAACUUACAGCUCCAAAUCAACCUUUUGCCUCAACAGAUGAUGCAUCAUGCACAGCAACUACUGGGAAUGUUUCAACCGGCCUGGGGCAGGGGCACAAUGCCCCAUCAAUCAAAUGAGGGACACACAAUGUGUCAGCCUCUGGGUAACUAA
Molecule: messenger RNA, 747 nt
Organism: Puccinia graminis f. sp. tritici CRL 75-36-700-3
Lineage: Eukaryota; Fungi; Basidiomycota; Pucciniomycetes; Pucciniales; Pucciniaceae
Exons: 3
Coding region: 1-747 (248 amino acids)
Source: RefSeq, a predicted model, not a curated record